UCGUCUGCUUGGCAAUGCAGUCAAAGGAGUGGAAACUGCGCUCUGUGUCUAAUGAGCCAAUUUUCGGCUAUUGGAAAUCGAGGCGACUUGGGCAUCCGAUUAGGAAUUUGUUAGUCUUCAAAGGUGUCAAUUUUCAAGAAAAACUCUAUCUCAUUCACAGGCCACUGCAAUAUUUUGACGCCCAGUGGUUAUCGGAGAAACCUCACCUUGACCUGAAAUUUCCAAACUUGCCUUAUUACUUUGAAGGAGACGUCAAAUUGACGCAAAGCCUGUGUAUCCUGAGGCACCUCGGUAGGAAGCACAACUUGGCAGCUGAAACAGAAGCGGAGACUACUGAGCUUGACGUUCUGGAGCAGCAAGCCACAGAUCUUUGCGAGAGUAUUCGCGAAGCGGCGUUUUCUCCAGUUGAGCCUCAUUCCAUGAGACCGUACGAAGACAGGCUGGACGAAGUACUGGGACCUUGGAUGGUGCAUCUGGAAGGUCGACAGUGGGUUCUUGGAGAUCGUCUGACCUACGUGGACUUCCUCCUCUACGAGGGACUGGACUGGCAUCGCCUAUGGAAGGCUGACGUGUUCAAGAAUUACCCGACUCUCGAUGCGUAUGUGAGAAAAUUUGAGGACCUGCCCAACCUCAAGACCUACUUCCAGUCGCAAAGGUACUUCCAGUUUCCCAUCUUUGGACCUCGUGCCAAGUGGGGAUUCAAUGAAUGUGACAAAUAAUUUAUUGUGUGUCCUCAAAAAGACAUUACCGCAGCUAAUUUAUAUUCAAUAGCAAAGAUUUAAGGUGGUAAAUAUAGUUAUAAGAAGCUUUUACCCUUUUUUGUUUCAAGAGAUCAAUCAGAAAGUGUUGACAUUGAUUAAAAUUCAACUCAAAU
Molecule: messenger RNA, 874 nt
Organism: Ixodes scapularis (black-legged tick)
Lineage: Eukaryota; Metazoa; Arthropoda; Arachnida; Ixodida; Ixodidae
Product: glutathione S-transferase Mu 1
Exons: 1
Coding region: 15-719 (234 amino acids)
Biological process (GO): glutathione metabolic process
Molecular function (GO): glutathione transferase activity
Source: RefSeq, a predicted model, not a curated record